AUUUGAAAAUAAUUUGAGCUUUCCUGCCCACUCCCCCUGCACUCCCCAGCGCUGCUCUGCACAGCAAGCUCCCGGUUCCUGAUAAUCUAGUGCUGCUGUUGUCUCCCUCCAAUCGCCAUCAUGAUUAUCUACCCAGACGUCAUCAGCCGCGAUGAGAAGUUCUCUGACAUUUACAAGAUCCAGGAGACUGUGGACGGCCUCUGCCUGGAGGUGGAGCACAAGAUGGUCAGUAGGACAGAGGAUAACACUGAUGACUCACUCCUUGAUAGAAAUGCUUCGGCUGAAGGACCGGAGGUCGAAGGUACCAAAAGCACAGUAAUCACUGGUGUUGGUAUUGUCAUGAACCAUCACUUGCAGGAAACCAGCUUCACAAAAGCAGCACACAAGAAAUACAUGAAAGAUUACAUGAAAUCAAUCAAAGGCAAACUUGAAGAACAGAGACCAGAGAGAGUAAAACCUUUUAUGGCAGGGACUGCAGAACAAAUCAAGCACACCCUUGCUAAUUUCAAAAAUUACCAGUUCUUUAUUGGUGAAAACAUAAAUCCAGAUAGCAUGGUCGCUCUCCUACACAACCAUGAGAAUGCUGUGACCCCAUAUAUCAUUUUUUUAAAGGAUGGUUUAGAAAUGGAGAAAUGUUAAUAAAUUUGGCAGUUACUUUGGAUCUAUCAUCUAUCAUCAUAACUGGCUGCUGUUUGUCAUCCACACAACACCAGGACUUCUGACAAAUGGAACUGAUCUCAUCUUGAGCACAUUUAGGCAUUGUUUUUUAAGAAA
This is a messenger RNA of Ictidomys tridecemlineatus (thirteen-lined ground squirrel), 774 nucleotides long. RefSeq names its product translationally-controlled tumor protein. Gene Ontology annotation, molecular function: calcium ion binding. The record is from RefSeq and is a predicted model, not a curated record. Gene Ontology annotation, cellular component: cytoplasm. Lineage: Eukaryota; Metazoa; Chordata; Mammalia; Rodentia; Sciuridae.